AACCACUUCUGCGCGCAAUCCAACCCGAAUGACCUUUUCGCUCUUCUCUUCAGCCAAACGUAAUAAUUCCGAUUUCGACCUCGAAUCUGCUUUGCCGCACCACAUUCAUUUACUCAAAUCAAGAUCACGUUCGACCAUCACACCAACUAUGGCCCUUCUUUACAGCCCAAGCACAUCUGGACACUGGCACGCCGCUCCCGACGAUGAAUCAGAACACGCCUACGAAACUGUUAAUGACUUCCUUGGCGUUAAAGUGUCGGACCGACAGCACCAUGAACAACAGCCACGACCAUAUUCCAGCCAAACAGUUACAACAGUGGCGCUGCAAGGAAAGACAUACCGAGUUCCAGAUCCGAGCAACAAGCAAUUCUAUCGCGAGCUCACGUUCCUGAGCGAUGAAGAGAUGAUCAUGAAGUACAGGCUGGUCCCGUACACGAAAGGGGACGAACGCAAGAGAGCAUCGAAGAGAUUCUCGAUCAGCUCUAGACCCACUCAUGGGGCGAGCCUACGGGCGAUGUAGGCGCGUUUGCGCAGGGCCCGGACAUCAGCUUUAUGGUUUCCAAAUGGCCAACUCGCUCGUUUGAGCCACGUUCUACGCGCUGGACGCAAUCGUUUUAUACACCUUCGCUUUGGCGACUCCGGAGCGCCACUAUACAUCUUUGUAAUCAAGUCAUCCGGGCCUGGAGCUCUGGUUGCAACACUCGACAUGGUGGAUUUGAGAGAAUGGAGAGCUUUCUAGCAUUGAUUGCUAGGCAGCGUGUAAUACUACCACUGUAGACUAUUAGCCAUGAGUAAGCCAUGAGCAAAUGAUAAGACAAAUUGUAAUGUUAGAGCUUGGAUGUUCGCAUCCUUGAAGCUCGAGACCUAUUAAUGAUAAACACCC
This is a messenger RNA of Sphaerulina musiva SO2202, 883 nucleotides long. RefSeq lists its product as uncharacterized. Lineage: Eukaryota; Fungi; Ascomycota; Dothideomycetes; Mycosphaerellales; Mycosphaerellaceae. The coding region runs from base 29 to 520 and encodes 163 amino acids. The record is from RefSeq and is a predicted model, not a curated record. The transcript has a single exon.